Molecule: messenger RNA, 270 nt
Organism: Symbiodinium necroappetens
Lineage: Eukaryota; Dinophyceae; Suessiales; Symbiodiniaceae
Source: the annotation of a GenBank genome assembly
AUGCCUUUCCAGGUCCCGCCCAAGGUGCUGGCGCAGGACCAGCGCGAGGCGAAUUACAAGCAGUUCAAGAAGAUCCGCGAGGAGAAGGGCACAAAGAAGACGCGGCGCAUGACCGCCAUCAUCAUGGUGAAGUUCCCCCCGGGCAGCCGCAUCUACAAGUACGCGAAGCACAUGCUGCAGACCUGGCAGCAUCGCAGCCUGGAGGAGCUGCUGGAAGACGCGAGAGACGAGCUCAUGGUCUUCGAGUCAGAGUCUGAAGGGGGGGAGUAG